Molecule: messenger RNA, 1785 nt
Organism: Rosa chinensis
Lineage: Eukaryota; Viridiplantae; Streptophyta; Magnoliopsida; Rosales; Rosaceae
Product: putative laccase-9
Exons: 8
Coding region: 1-1770 (589 amino acids)
Biological process (GO): lignin catabolic process
Cellular component (GO): apoplast
Molecular function (GO): copper ion binding; hydroquinone:oxygen oxidoreductase activity
Source: RefSeq, a predicted model, not a curated record
AUGGGUACCUUUCCAGAUUUUCUGGGUUUAUUUCUGCUAUGUGGGAUGCUGCAUUGCAUUGUUGAAUGCCAUGUCCAUUACCACGACUUUGUACUCAAGAAGGAGAACUUUACAAGAUUAUGUAACACAAAGAGCAUGCUGGUAGUGAAUGGCAGUUUUCCGGGGCCAGUCAUUCGUGUGCAAAAGGGGGAUACUGUCUUUGUCAAUGUUCACAAUCAAGGAGAUUAUGGAGUCACUAUUCACUGGCACGGAGUACAUCAACCAAGAAAUCCAUGGUCAGAUGGUCCUGAGUAUAUCACACAAUGUGCCAUUGAACCUGGUUCAAAUUUUACUUACGAGGUUAUAUUUUCCGAUGAGGAAGGAACACUUUGGUGGCAUGCUCAUAGUGAAUGGACCAGAGCAAGUGUCCAUGGUGCCAUUGUCAUUAGGCCCGUUGAUAAUACAGAGUUUCCAUUUCCUAAACCUGAUGGAGAAGAUAUUAUUGUAUUUGGAAGUUGGUAUAAUACUACUGAAGAUGUGAACGAUGUGGUUGCUGAGGACCUCCAAGAUGGUAGUGACACUCCUAACUCGGAUUGCUACACAAUAAAUGGACAACCAGGAGAUUUUCUCCCAUGUUCAAACGCUAGUACGUAUCGCUUGCAAGUGGAGUAUGGCAAGACAUAUCUUCUUCGCCUUAUUAAUGCAGUUAUGAAUGUAGAAAUUUAUUUUGCAAUUGCUGAACAUAGCCUCACUGUUGUCGGUAUGGAUGCAUCAUAUGUUAAACCUAUUGUGACAGACUUUAUCAUGAUUGGUCCUGGACAAACAAUGGAUAUUUUGAUCACGGCCAACCAGCCUCAGGGCACAUACUACAUGGCCGGUAGACAAUAUAACACUGUGAGGAAGGAUAUUUUAGACUAUGAUAAUUCAACUGUGACAGGAAUUCUCGAGUAUAAAGGCAAUUACACACUCCCAACGCACCCAAUUUUUCCAAGUACCCUACCUACCUUAUUUGAUUUAGUAGCAGCAAAAAAAUUCACAGAUCGUCUCAAGAGCCUGGCAACCAUAAGCCACCCAGCAGAUGUGCCGAAGAAUUUAACCACCAGAAUGUACUUAAUAGCUUCAUCUAAUUAUGGUUUCGUUAAUCACUCUGGUCAGUACGAAACUGGCGUAGCUGCUAGUUUAAACAAUGUAAGCUGGGCUAACCCAUCAACAGAUGUGUUACGUGCAUACUACAGGAACAUGGAAGGAUUUUAUACCUCAGACUUUCCUAAUUUUCCACCAUCAUUUUAUGACUUCGCGUCAGAAGAUUAUCCUGAUACUACGAUCAUAACUGCCAAAGCAACCAAGGUCAAGGUAUUAGAGUACAAUGAAGAGGUUGAAAUAGUGUUCCAAGGUACUAAUGUGCUUGAUGCUUCUGAGGAUCAUCCCAUGCACAUGCAUGGCUAUAGCUUUUAUGUAGUUGGAUCAGGUACUGGAAAUUUUGACAAUGAAACAGACCCCAAAGCGUAUAAUUUGGUUGAUCCUCCAAAGAUGAAUACUGUUUCACUCCCAAAAGUAGGAUGGGUUGCUAUUAGAUUCAAAGCAAGUAAUCCUGGGGUUUGGUUUUGGCAUUGUCAUUUUGAUCGACAUUUGACUUGGGGUAUGAGCUUUGUGAUGAUAGUCAAAGAUGGAGAUACACCUGAGACGAGCAUACGUAAACCACCCCCAAACAUGCCUCCAUGUAAUGGUUCACCAACCAUCAGGCUACAACCUUUUGAUAUGCUCAGAAAGAUAGCAGGUGACUCAAAAUAGCUAGUUGAAAUCCAA